Drosophila teissieri is the source of this 3060-nucleotide messenger RNA. RefSeq names its product putative dipeptidase NECHADRAFT_87110. Bases 1 to 2895 code for a protein of 964 amino acids. The record is from RefSeq and is a predicted model, not a curated record. Gene Ontology annotation, molecular function: metallodipeptidase activity. Gene Ontology annotation, biological process: proteolysis. The transcript is spliced from 3 exons. NCBI's taxonomy places the organism in Eukaryota, Metazoa, Arthropoda, Insecta, Diptera, Drosophilidae.
AUGUCUUCCGGGGAGUGGGACCUGCGUGCCCUAAAGGCGCUCGAGGAGGAGGAGCAGCGCGAGUUCCUGGCCCUCAGCCAGCGGAACCUCUUCGAUCCGCUGCCGAAUCCCACGGCGGAUGUGCCCAGUGCGAAGCCUCCACUGACCUAUGCCCAACUGCAUCCUCACCUGCUCAAGCUGCCGACGAUUGACGAGUGCCAGUUGAUGGCCGUGAAGCAGCAGAGAUCGGCGGCCCUGCGAUUCAGUCGUGCCCUCUCCCUGUCCGCCCACUCGCUCACCUCCCGAACCGGAAGCGGUACGGGCGGCGGAAGCGGAAGUGGCCUGGGCUUUGGCCGUAAACUGAAAGCCCGCUUAGUGGGCGCCAAGUCGAGUGGCUCACUGUCGCCCGGUCGCCACUCGCAUAGCUACAGUGUUUCCCCGGUAUAUACGCCGCCGCCCAUGCGAAGAUGUGCCACCUUGCAUCACACGCAACCGGUGCGAAAGGUCUUCAAAAAUCUCCAACAGCUGCAGGAGCGGAAACGCCAGGCGGCCGGAAGUCACCUGCAGAGGAUCGCUGGCACCGGAAAGACGUACUGGAAGUACGGAGCCAACUCGACGGCUGCCUCGAUAGUGGGCCAACGUGCCCGCCAAAACCAGCAGAUCGAGAUCGAGGAGUCGAACGGUUCGGAUGAGGUGAACUCGGAGCCGCAGGAAAUCUCCGAGGCGGAAACGGGCUCCUGCAGUGUGCCGCUCCCGUCCAAGGACACCAAUGAGAUACUCCGCCUGAUGCUCAGUGCGGCCAGUUCGGCGGUGACUGUGACGCCAGCGGCGGCGGCCAUUGGCAAUGGUAGCGUGGCCGGAGCAACUGGUGGCGCCCCGCCAAUGCGACGCUAUCAGAAUGCCAGCGAUGCUGAGGAGGACGAAACUGUUGCGUACGGAGCUUUCCACCAGGCGGCCAAAAGCUUCGAGAGCGGCGCUCUCCUGCGAGUCCUGCGAGUCGGCAGCUUAACAGCCCAAGAGAGCGACGACGCUAAAGUUAAUGCCAUGAGCCCCAGUCCACAGGACAGUCCCGCCAGGGAAACACAAUCCACAGCGUUGGGUGGGGGUGGACCGGGUGGCAGGCGGAUGUUCAAGUCCGGCUCAUUGGAUUGGCCCGGGGAAGUGCAACAACAUCAGCAUCAUCUAUCCCCGCAGCAACAUCGGGCUGCGAAUCACGUGGAGCUGGUGCAGCGGGAUCACUGGGAUCUCGAGCACGCCCACUUCCAUCACGAGGCACUGGGACACCUCCCAGCCAGCGCCACCGUCAUCGAUGACGAGCUGGAGCAGCAUAUCAAACACUGCUCCUGCUCCUGCAACCACAUGGGCUACGGCAACUCAAUGGACUAUCAGACGACUGGCUUCGGUGGACUGCCCGACGUCACCGAGCACUCGAACAUCCGCCGCACACUGUCCCGCCAGAACUCGAUCUCGAACAGCGAUUCCGGCGGCGAGAUAGCCAGCAUCCAGAAGUCAAAGGUGAACUUUGGCAAUCCUCUGGCCGGCGGCGUGGUCGUGGGCGGAGAUAUAGUGGGUCUGGACGCCAAGUCGCCCACAUCGCUGGGUUCCACAACUGGAGGUGGCGCCACUGGCAAAGCAAAGGGUAAGGCGUCGAGGAAAGCGAAUGCCGGUGCAGAUGGCGGACAGAAGGGCAGGCGAGGAUCCUGGCUGGUGGCCAUCACUCUGGUCAGCGCCAUCUGUCUACUGGCCAUCGCCGCCACGUUGGCCUACCAGCACUUCCUCAUGGCGCCCAGCCGCAAUUCCCAUGCCCAAAGACUGAGAAUCGUCCGUCGAAUCCUGCGCGAGGUGCCGCUGGUCGACGGGCACAACAAUUAUGCCUGGAACGUUCGCAAGUACGCCCACAGCAGCCUGGAGCUCCAUCUCAGCCACGACGUGGACCACAAGUCGCUGUGGGCGCGGCCGGCGUGGGCGCAAACGGACAUGGAGCGACUCAAGCAGGGAUUAGUCAGCGUCCAAGUGUGGUCAGCAUAUGUGCCGUGCGAGGCGCAGGGCUUGGACGCGGUCCAGUUGGCUCUGGAGCAGAUCGACAUUGUGCGGCGCCUGUCGGACAUGUAUGCCCGGGAAACGGUGCUGGCCACAUCCUCGCAGGACAUUGUCGAGGCACAUCGCCGUGGACUGCUGGCCUCGCUGAUUGGUGUGGAGGGUGGCCACACGAUUGGCUCCUCCCUGGGGGUGCUGCGAUCCUUUUACUCCCUGGGCGCACGCUAUCUCAGCCUGACGCAUCGCUGUGACGUCUCGUGGGCGGGAUCGAGUGCAUCGCCGGCGGAACAGGGACUCACGCCCUUUGGCAAGGCCAUUGUGCGUGAGAUGAACCGACUGGGCAUGAUGAUUGAUCUGUCGCACAGCUCGGAUGCCACGGCCAGGGAUGUACUUCAGGUGACCCGCGCUCCGGUCAUCUUCUCCCACUCCGCCGCCCGCCAGCUGUGCAAUUCCACGAGGAAUGUGCCGGAUGACAUUUUGCGCCUGGUGGCCGAGAAUGGCGGUCUAAUCAUGCUGAGCUUCGACUCCGAGGAUGUGGCCUGUGGGCGGCAGGCGCGCCUCCAGGAUGUGAUCGAGCAUAUUAAGUAUGUGCGGGCAAUUGCCGGCAUUCAGCACAUUGGACUGGGCGCCGGAUACGAUGGCAUCGAGCUGCCGCCCUUGGGGCUGGAGGAUGUGUCCAAAUAUCCGGAGCUAUUGGCCGCCCUGCUGGAGGAUCACAACUGGAGCGAGGAGGAUGUGGCCAUGCUGGCGGGCAGGAAUUUCCUGCGCAUCAUGGAGACGGUGGAAACGGUGCGGGACUACUGGAAGCGAGCGGCCAUCCAGCCCAUCGAGCAGACGGAGCCGCAGCCCAAGACGCAGUGCACCUACAUGUCCUCGUGACCGCAGGCGCAGGCGGUGAGGCAGAGACGCGAUGAGCCGCCCAUGGAGCGGGCCAAUCGCACCACUGCCACCUUGGCGGGCGGGGAGGGCUACUGGCAUCACGGUCCGGAGUCGACGGACUCCGCCUCCAAUCGCACCAAUCCGGCGGUCAUCGCGGCCACGGCA